This is a messenger RNA of Artibeus jamaicensis (Jamaican fruit-eating bat), 1372 nucleotides long. It is a transcript of the gene AKR1B1, whose product is annotated as aldo-keto reductase family 1 member B. The record is from RefSeq and is a predicted model, not a curated record. The coding region runs from base 77 to 1027 and encodes 316 amino acids. Gene Ontology annotation, molecular function: aldose reductase (NADPH) activity. The transcript has 10 exons. NCBI's taxonomy places the organism in Eukaryota, Metazoa, Chordata, Mammalia, Chiroptera, Phyllostomidae. Gene Ontology annotation, cellular component: cytosol.
GGGUUAUUUAAGGGUGCACGCUGGCACCAAGCAGUCGUGGUCUUGGGAGUCUGGUCUGUAGAUCGUCGUUGCAGUCAUGGCUAACCACAUCGUGCUCUACAACGGUGCCAAAAUGCCCACGGUGGGCCUGGGAACCUGGAAGUCUCCCCCAGGCAAAGUGAUGGAAGCCGUGAAGGCGGCGAUCAGCCUUGGGUACCGCCACAUUGACUGCGCCCACGUGUACCAGAACGAGAAUGAGGUGGGCCUGGCCAUCCAAGAGAAGAUCAAGGAGCAGGUGGUGAAGCGUGAGGACCUCUUCAUCGUCAGCAAGCUGUGGUCCACGUACCACGAGAAAAACUUAGUGAAGGGGGCCUGCAAGAAGACACUCAGCGACCUGAAGCUGGACUACCUGGACCUCUACCUUAUUCACUGGCCCAUCAGUUUAAAGCCCGGGAGAGACUUUUUCCCGACGGAUGCGAAAGGCAACACGAUUCCCUCCGACGCCGACUUUUUGGACACGUGGGAGGUCAUGGAAGAGCUGGUGGACGAAGGGCUGGUGAAAGCUAUCGGCAUCUCCAACUUCAACCAUCUCCAAAUCGAAAAGAUCUUAAACAAACCUGGCUUAAAAUAUAAGCCAGCAGUUAACCAGAUCGAGUGCCACCCGUACCUCACUCAGGAGAAGCUCAUCCAGUACUGCAAGUCCAAAGGCAUCGUGGUGACCGCCUACAGUCCCCUGGGCUCUCCUGACCGGCCCUGGGCCAAGCCUGAGGACCCUUCCCUGUUGGCGGAUCCCAGGAUCAAAGCCAUAGCUGACAAGUACAAUAAAACCACAGCCCAGGUUCUGAUCCGGUUCCCCAUACAGAGGAACUUGGUUGUGAUCCCCAAGUCGGUGACCCCUGAACGCAUUGCUGAGAACUUCCAGGUCUUCGACUUCGAGCUGAGCAGCGAGGACGUGGCCACCAUACUCAGCUUCAACAGGAACUGGAGGGUCUGUAGCUUGGAGAGCUGUGCCUCCCACAAGAACUACCCGUUCCACGAAGAGUUUUGAAGCUGUGGGGGCCUGCUCUUCCCCAGCCACCUGCAGCCGUCCCUCCUUCCUGUGCAUAGAUAGUGCUGCCGGUGGCCGUUGGCAGCCAGGCAGUCACCUGCAGACAAACCAGCAAGGGCCUGGCCGGCCUGGCCUUGGCUCCGAAGAACAGUUCGAGUAGAGUCUCUUUGGGUUUCCUUUGCCUUUUUUGUUCUGCGAGGAAGUACAACCUCGAUCUCCUUUCCGAAGCUGAAUCCACAAAGUGAAAACUAGUGCCACUGACAGUCGGGUCUCGGCUGCUUGGUACAGGUCCCCUUUCAGCCAGCCUUUUCUUUGCUCAAAUAACAAGUACUUAUGUGAGCCUGA